Molecule: messenger RNA, 2276 nt
Organism: Fundulus heteroclitus (mummichog)
Lineage: Eukaryota; Metazoa; Chordata; Actinopteri; Cyprinodontiformes; Fundulidae
Product: gastrula zinc finger protein XlCGF57.1-like
Exons: 4
Coding region: 376-1884 (502 amino acids)
Biological process (GO): regulation of transcription by RNA polymerase II
Cellular component (GO): nucleus
Molecular function (GO): RNA polymerase II cis-regulatory region sequence-specific DNA binding; DNA-binding transcription activator activity, RNA polymerase II-specific
Source: RefSeq, a predicted model, not a curated record
CUCCAAAGUUGAUGCACUUCCGGUGCAUCUGCACUGCAGACAGACGCUUGAAGACGUUUCAAAAAUAUUUUUUUUCAUUACAUUAAUUAUCUUUUAUUUUCGUUGCAAUUUUUCAUAUUCCAUUGAAAUCGGUCCUCUGCAUUUAACCCAUCCCUUUCUCAGGCGGUGUAGGGGACUUAAACCGGGGAACUUGCAGCCUACCCUGGACACAAACUCCUCCAUUUACCCGCUAGAACGUUCCUGCUCGCAUUAAACAGCUGAGGACCGAGAGACUGGGGACAGUUCCAGAGAGGACACAGAGCUGCUGACCAAGUUUCAGGCAGCAGAAAAUCAUAAAAUACAGGUUAUAUGACUGUAACCUUGAUCUACUAGAACAUGAGAAGGCAGCAAACAAAGAUUGUGAAAAGGAGAACCCCAGGUUUACAGAGGAUGUCUGAGAUGAUGAAGGUUGAAGCAGAGGACCCUGGGAGCCUCAGUUUGGUGUCUCCCAUGCCUGCAGCAUCCUCAUCAGAACUGGAGCAAAAACAAGAGGACAAGGAUCUCAAAGAGGUUCUUCAUGACUGGAGCUCCAGUUUGGACCAGCAGGACCCAGAAUCCCCCCACAUAAAAUUGGAAGAAGAGGAACAGUGGAUUAGUCUGGAGGAAGAACAGCUUACUGUGAAAAUGAAGCAUGAAAAGAAACCCCAGUUAUCAGAGCUUCAUCACCUCAAAACUGAAGACAACAGAAAAACUGAAGCUCCAACCAGCAGCUCAACUGAACAUAUGGAAACAGAGCCUGAUGGAGAGUACUGUGGAGGACCAGAACCGGAUACGAAUUUAGAUCCAGUUUGUGUUUCUUAUCAAACCAAGAUGAUUGUUCCAAAAAGAGGUAAAAUAUCUAAACUGUGCUCCAGAGGUAAAACAGCUAAACUGUGCUCCAAAGUUACAUCUCAGAAUAGAGUAGAAGCUGAAGAGAAACCAUUUGGUUGCACUGUUUGUGACAAAAGGUUUAAGCAUAAGGAUCCUGUCAGAUUACACAUGAUAGUUCACACUGGAAAUGUGAAACAUAGCUGUGAUCUUUGUGGUAAAACAUUUAGAGUAAAGAGUUACCUUCAGACACAUAUGAGAGUCCACACUGGAGAGAAACCAUUUGCCUGUGAUGUUUGCUUUAAAAGAUUUUAUGCAACAAGAACCCUUAAAAAUCACAUGAAACUCCAUUCAGUAGAGAAUCCUUUUUCCUGUGAACUUUGUGGUGCAGGAUUUAAGAUAAAGACUAGACUCGAACAGCACAUAUGGAAGCACAAUGGAGAGAGACCAUUUGUUUGUGGUAUUUGUACUAAAAGGUUUUUACACAAACAUAGUCUAAAAAUUCAUUUGCAUGUUCACACGGGGGAGAAACCAUAUAUUUGCAGUGUUUGCAGUCAAGGAUUUUCACGCAAUGGGGAUCUAAAGAGUCACAUGCGUAUUCACACAGGGGAGAAACCGUUUAUUUGUAGUGUUUGCAGUCAAGGAUUUUCACGAAAAGGGGAUUUAAAGCGUCAUAUUCAUUUCCACACAGGGGAGAAACCGUUUAUUUGUAGUGUAUGCAGUAAAGGAUUUUCAAUAAAAGAAAGUCUAAAGCGUCACGUGCGUGUUCACACAGGCGAGAAACCAUUUAUUUGUAGUGUUUGUAGUAAAGGAUUUACACAAAGAGAAAGCCUGAAAGCUCACAUAAGCGUUCACACGGGCAAGAAACCAUUUAUUUGUAGCAUUUGCAGAAAAGGGUUUUCACGAAAAGGGGAUCUAAAAUGUCACAUGCGUGUUCACAGGGGUGAGAAAUCAUUUAUUUGUAGCGUUUGCGGUCAAGGAUUUUCACGAAAAGCGGCUCUAAAAAGUCACAUGCACAGUCAUACGUGUGAGAAAUAAUUUGUUUGUGACGUUUGAUUUCAACUAAAACAGUCUAAAGCAUCACAUAUAUUGUCAAUCAGGGAAAAAAUAUUUUAUUGUCAUGUUUGUAUUAAAGGAGAACACACAUGGCUCUUCACACGGCACAAACUAGCUGUAGUGAGUGUGGAAAAUGUUUUGUAAAGGCAAUAUCAUUGGAAGGAUACUUGAGUCUUCACACUGAAGAGAGGCCGUUUAGUUGUGAUGUCUAAAAACAGAUUUAAACACAACUGUAAUCUUGAACGUCACAUGAAAAUCCUUUCAAGAGAAUGUCUCCUGUAAAGUAUUGUCACAUCAUGGAGUUCUUCAGAAACAUAAAUGGUCAUGAGGGCUGCAACUAAUGAUUAUUAUGACAGUAGACCAGGGUUAGAUGA